Messenger RNA from Durio zibethinus, 729 nucleotides. Lineage: Eukaryota; Viridiplantae; Streptophyta; Magnoliopsida; Malvales; Malvaceae. The record is from RefSeq and is a predicted model, not a curated record.
AUGAGAAUUGACCAUGGUAACCCGAUUUCAGAUUCGAAAGUAGAUCCUUUGCAUGAGAAAGACAAGGAUAAAAUCCCAACCGACGGAGAAAAAACCAUGCUUUCCCCCUUGCUUUCUUUAUUAGGAGUUGGAUUUUACUAUCUGAAAUUUCAAUUACACUCUGUAAUUCCUGGUAAAGCCUACCGGUUUGAUUCUGACUUUCAAGGUAACUCCCGUUUGAAACACUCAAAUGUAAAGCUUUCUAGAGCAUUAAGCUUCAAAGUUGAAGCAUGUAGACAUAUAGACCAACAAUGCAAGUUGGUGAUUAGCUUACCACCAAAAGAGACCAAUAGAAAUGAUUGUCUAACAGAAAAGAAACCAAUAAAAAUUCAAUUGCCGUUUCUGCUUAGCCGAAGGGCAUUGAACCAGCUUGAGAGUGAGAGAUUACCUUUUGAUUUACCAGAAGCCGAGGAAGAAUUAGUAGCAGGGUAUCAAACCGAAUAUUCAGUUCUUUACUUGGGGGUUGGAAUAUUUUCACACCUUAACGUAUUCGUCCCUGAGCUAUUUGAAAUAAAUAAAAUGAAUGGAAUCUUUGGAACGACAAUUGGUAUCUUUAUUACAUUAACUAAAACUUAUUUGUUUUUGUUUAUUUCUAUCGCAACAAGAUGGACUUUACCUAGGCUAAGAAUGGACCAAUUAUUAAAUCUUGGAUGGAAAUUUCUUUUACCCAUUUCGGUAAUCUAUUAUUAA